CUCCUUGGUUUCACAAGCCACACAAGACUUUUACAUCCUAAAAUAUCACAACUCAGUAUCUAUUUCUCAUCCUUUCCUCUAACAUAAAACAAACAAUGGGUUUCCGCAGUAUUAUCAGAAGAACAUCAUUUUCCAAAACCCAAGGAUCUACAAAGGGAUUUGAAGCCCCUAAGGGCUAUCUCGCAGUCUAUGUUGGAGAUAAAAUGAAGCGGUUUGUGAUUCCGGUAUCAUACUUGAACCAACCAUUGUUUCAAGAAUUAUUAAAUCAAGCUGAAGAAGAAUUUGGAUAUGAUCAUCCAAUGGGAGGUCUCACAAUUCCAUGCAGUGAAGAUGAAUUCUUAAACCUCACGUCUCGCUUGAACUGAGCUGUAAAUCAAGCUAAUGGAGAUUUAGAUAGAUUAGUUUAGGCUAAUUUUAACAGAAGCCAUUUUUUCAUUUCAUUUUGUUUGUUCCAUUUCAUGUAUCAAUCAUUCCUACGGAAACAUAAAAUGUUGCCUCAAUGAGAAUGUUGUGACAAAAUAUAUAUAGCAGAAUCAUUAAUCCGUUAUAUUAUACAAUUGUUCUUAUCUCUACUGUAAUGGAAAGGCUGCAAUAAAUGACUUGAGUUUCAAGGUUUCUACAAUCAUUUCAUUUA
Molecule: messenger RNA, 634 nt
Organism: Vicia villosa (hairy vetch)
Lineage: Eukaryota; Viridiplantae; Streptophyta; Magnoliopsida; Fabales; Fabaceae
Product: auxin-induced protein 10A5-like
Exons: 1
Coding region: 96-365 (89 amino acids)
Biological process (GO): response to auxin
Source: RefSeq, a predicted model, not a curated record